Necator americanus (New World hookworm) is the source of this 4860-nucleotide messenger RNA. RefSeq lists its product as uncharacterized. Gene Ontology annotation, molecular function: cell adhesion molecule binding. Gene Ontology annotation, biological process: regulation of protein localization; signal transduction. NCBI's taxonomy places the organism in Eukaryota, Metazoa, Nematoda, Chromadorea, Rhabditida, Ancylostomatidae. The transcript has 41 exons. The coding region runs from base 1 to 4860 and encodes 1619 amino acids. The record is from RefSeq and is a predicted model, not a curated record. Gene Ontology annotation, cellular component: adherens junction.
AUGGAGUUUGCUCCACGAAGCGAGCGCCAACAGCUCGCCACACUUGUGGAACAAUGGAAUGAAAACCGCCUGGAUUUAUUCCAUUUAAGUUACCCCACAGAGGAUCUCGAAAUCGAAGGAGUCAUGCGAUUCUAUUUCCAGGACGGUGGUGAAAGGGUGCUGACGAAAUGUGUUCGAGUGUCCAGUACGGCUACAACCCGUGCUGUUGUGGAAGCACUGGCUGAAAAAUUUCUUCCGGACUUAAAAAUGCUUUCUGAUGAUACUUACAGCUUAUGGGAGGUCCAUGAAAGUGGCGGCGAAAGGCGGUUGGAUGACGAAGAGAAGCCGUUGCUGGUCCAGCUAACAUGGCACCGUGAUGAUCGAGAGGGAAGAUUCCUGCUGCGCAAGAAUCGACAGGGCAAUCUUCCUCUGGCAACUAUACAGUUGCCAAGUGAUGAAGACAUAAAAAGGAACAACAAACGAUUCUCGAAAAGAGAGAAAAAAGAGAUGAAAAAGAAGCAUCAAAAGGAAAUAAUAACGGUUAAUAGUGGUCGUGAGGAGGCUGUUGGCCCAACAACUGAUCUUUACUGCCAGGUACCACCCAAUUCGUUUACCCGAACAAUUUCAAAUCCUGAAGUAGUAAUGAAGAAGAGACGAGAAAAGAAGCUCGAAACGAAGCUGAAGGAGAUGGGUCAUGGCGGAAGUUUGAAGAUUUACGGUGGUGAAUUGGUGCCGUCGCGGCCGUAUGUCACUAUUCUGGUGUCAAUGCAUGAUCGAGCAGAAAAAAUUCUCGCCGAAGCGUUGGAAAAGUAUGCCAUAGAUCCUAACCACGCAUCAGAUUACGUUCUGGUUGAGCUGAUGACGUCGCAAUCAACCAGCCAUAGUCUUUCGGAUUUGCGUGAUGUUUCGUCUGAAGGUCGUAUUGUGGAACCCGAUGAGGCUCCGCUGAUGCAAAUGGCCUCAAGAGGGCAUGGGCAUCCGGAAAUUUAUCUGGCACUAAGAAAAAAGCCUACUGGAUACCGAGGUUCUCGUGUCAUCGUCCACGACUCUUCUGCACAAAAUGCAUCUGUUGAAACAUUAAAUUCCAUCCCUUCGUCUCCUAGAAAUCCUCAGCUACAUUUCCUCGCUCUGGAUGGUUCGCCGAUGAAUCCACCAAGGUCUUUGUCGCUCAGCGCUGGAGUUACAGAAGUUGGCAGCGAGCGGGCUUUGGCACAAUUUUCGGCUCAGAAUAUUUGCCUCGAUGGACCUGAAAUGCGCGGAAGACAUUGUGUGAUAACGUUUAUGGAUGGUGUGGUUACAAUAACUCCAAGUGCUGCAGACGCCAUUAUCGAGGUAAAUAAUCGAAGAAUUGGACAGACAGAAAUUCUUAGAGAUGGUGACUUGCUCCGAAUAGGACAAGUAAACCUGUUCCGAUUCCUGAGCAAUAGCAAGCCCCGAGAUAUUGGUCAGCUUCAUCAUUCCGACUACAGCACGCUUUCCCAUGCGAUGAACGCUGCCAGCCUCUCCGGCGCGUCCUCAACCACGCGAUCUCAGGGUGACCCGGUCAGCGCUGGAAUGAGCUCAUCGGUUCAAACGUUGGCGCCGAUGGGAUCAUCACAAACUCCUAAUGCUACAGGACCUUUGCCAUCCAAUGCAGUCACGAAUCUUCCCGUUACGCUCCAAAUAGGAGACUACAAAGUUUGGGACUAUUUGGUAGAAGUUAUGUCACGCGGUUGGUUGGAUGCUGGUCCAUUCCGCCUAUCUCCUGCAUAUUCGUUGUACCUUGCGUUGCGAUUCUUCCAGUCACAUUCGAAACCGUAUUUAGUCCAGUUCUUCACACGAAUUGCUCACCAUAUGAAUCAAAUAUCACAGGAAUGUACGUCCCGUGACGAGCUUUUGUUUUGGUUGGCCAACGCCAGUGAAUUAUCGUUCUUAGUGGAUCGAGACGCAGAAUUGAGGACACCGAGAUCUGGACAGUUAGGAACGGUAGUGGAAACUGUUUUCCGACGAUUGUGCACGAUAUUGUUGGGCGCACUUCGUCCAGCAUGCAAGCCAAUGCUGGACGUGAACAUCCCGAUUGAAGAUGGAAGUAAUGAACUGUUAACUCUUCUUGAUGGCACGCUUCGAGCAGCUCGAGCUUCUCGUCUUAAUGCAGCGUUGACUAUUCAGCUGUGCAGUCAUGUUCUUCAUGCGAUGAACGCAACUCUUUUCAACUCGUUGGUGGGAGUUGCCUCCAAUCCUGUUCAUUUGACGACGCGUCUUGGGAAGUGCCUGCAAGCAAGACUAGCGGCUAUUCAUGGAUGGGCAGAACAAAUGGGUGUUGAAUUAGCAGCUGAAUGUCAUUUGGAUAGAACACGUCAGGCUGCCGCUCUUUUGGCUGCGCAGAAGAACGAUGUCGCAGCUCUUGGAGCCACAUGCUACAAGCUGAACAGUCUUCAAGUUCAUUAUCUGCUCUCGCACUUCUCUGCUCAAGAUGGUGAAAUACCCUGUGAUAACGAUGUAAUUUCACGUGUUGUCAGUCUCUCGGAGCGACAAGCAGACGCAUUGACAUUACAGGACGGUCAUCCGAUAACGCUAGCCGAGUCAGAGCAACUGCUUCUCCCAUUUCUGUUGCCUCAAGACGGUUACACUGCUGAGCAACUUAAAGGAGUUCCAGACGGUCUUGUACAGUACCUAUUGUCGUUGCAAGACAAAGGAUUGUGUCAUUCGGUUUCAGUACUGGAAUCAGUGUCUCCAACCUGGAGGUCGUCCCCAACUAACCAACGACCAGCAGUUCCAUCUAUUCAACAGACUUCGCCUCCUGCACCUAAUAAAUCGGCGGUUGUUCGAAGUUCUUCGCAAUCCACACUCACAAGCUUACCUACCACACAAUUUGGUGACAGUUUCGGUAGCAUGGGUGAGGAUAUUAUUAGAGUGGUUCUGAAACGAGGAAGCGGUGGAAUCGGACUGAGCAUUGUGGCAGCUCAGGGAGUCGGUGAUCGACAGGUUGGGAUUUAUGUGAAAAAAGUCGUACCAGGGAGCCCUGCUGCCUUGGAUGGUCGCCUGGCAGCUGGUGAUCAAUUAAUGACGGUUAACGGUCAAUCAUUGCUAGGAAUUUCCCAAGAAGAAGCAGCUGAAUACAUGGCCCGUGCUGGUGCUGAAGUUCGCUUCGACGUCCGUAAAGGUGCGGCGCUUCGUAACGGACUCUCUGCAUGGUUAUGUCAACCGCCUUCUGCCAUACCCGGUGCAACUGGACAAAUGCAGCAGAGUUCUUUCACGGUGCAACAACAAUCAACACAUCCUCUUCCAAACUUCACCAACUCAAAUUAUUCUAAUUAUGCUCCGCUGCCAAGCUACGGUAGUCAGAUGUCGGUUCAAACAACAAACAGCUAUCAAAAACACCAACCGGUCCCGAAUGUUCGCACGUCGGCCUUCGCUCCGGUGUCUGUUGCGGCGGGCGGUGAGCCAAGUCGACACGUUCGAUCCGUAUCAGCAUCCGAUCUCUACCAAAGCGAUCCGAACGCAUCUUAUUCUCAACGCUCGAUCACUGGUUCAACAACAGGCGUAAGCGGUUUCGAUCGACUUCCGGCUCAUUACAGGCAUUCUAAUAGACCUACGGUAAUCCAGCCAGGAAGGCCCUCGGCAUCAUCACCGUCUGCGUUGAGACGAGGAGCGCAAUCACCUGUUUCCUUGUAUCGACCACCUAGCUCUACGAAUCUGUUCGCUCCACCAAGAUCACCGAAUCCACUUCAACAACAGGGCUAUAGCAGCGCCGGCACCCGAGAAAGUAAUCAUGACCUGUACAGGACGAGCCAGCAGUCUUCCCCACCAGCAGCUCACUCUUCACCUCGUGAAGAGCAUCGUAUGUCGACUAAUUCAGGCCUUCCACCGAGCAACACAAACUAUUCGUCUUCCCUCCCUUCCCCGCUCAAUCGCUCCAACUACGCCAGCACGAACUGGAACCAGCCCCAGCCCCAGCCCCAGACUCGGAACAUACCGAUAGUUCGGUAUCAUCCUAGAGGACCGACAUCACCGACCGCAGUCCCGAAUGGGAAUGUUGGUGGUCACGGAAAGCCGCCAAGCUACAACAGCGCUACGGCAACACGUUCCCCGGAAUCUGUCAUCAUACGACCUGUAGAGCUACAAAUGCCAAGAGAUGAUGUGAACGGCGCAGUAGUUCGACGUCGGGAUGAAUCUCGAUCUACAACCACUUUUGGAGUGAUGGCUCCAACAGCUUUCACACAGGCACUACAAGCUGGAGGAGCGCAUGAAGCACGCGUUAUUUUGGCUCCGCCACGUUCUUCAGGCAUCGACCGAGAGUUACGGAAUUUGGAAAGGACCAACACUGCGUUAUUGACACGAGACGCGGUCAACGAAGAGUUGGAUCGUUUGGAUGCAAAAGGGAUUAAUAUGACUGAAGAGGAAACGAGACGAUACAGAGAGUUACUGAACUUCACAUCGGAGCAUUCACGAGGACGUGAUCAAAGAACCGCAGCGGUUAUUGCACCAACCACCGCCACUUCGUACAGUUCCGUUGACACAGCGAGAUCAUCAACAGGAAAUCGUACGGAAACGUUGAUCGACGACGUGGAUGUGAGCCCUGGACGAAGUGCUAUGCGCGAAAACAUCUCUCCUGGAGAAAUCUACGACCGAAAAAGUGUCCAGUUCAAAGAGAUGAUCUCUAUCAAAGAAACGGAAAUAUUAGAUUCCCCUUCAAUUUACGGAACGAAUGAAAUCUAUAGGGAUCCGCGACAGCAGCGGUUAAACGAGUUACAGGAACGACAAGAAUCGCAUUCACGUGUCCCAGAUGGUUUAGGAUUCCGUGAUAAAAUGCGAAUCUUUGCGACACAGUUGGGCGAAGGAACGCCGAAAUCUCGGUACAGUACCAGCAGCGCUGAACGACAAAUCCAGAAUGAUCAAUAG